AUGUUCUCAAACAAUGAUGAAGCUGUGAUCAACAAAAAACUUCCAAAAGAGCUGCUGCUUCGAAUUUUCUCUUUCCUGGAUGUGGUCACUCUGUGUCGUUGUGCUCAAGUUUCCAGGGCAUGGAAUGUUCUGGCCCUGGAUGGCAGUAACUGGCAGCGAAUUGACCUGUUUGAUUUCCAGAGGGAUAUUGAGGGCCGGGUAGUUGAGAAUAUUUCUAAAAGAUGCGGGGGUUUCUUGCGGAAGUUGAGCCUGCGUGGCUGCCAAGGAGUGGGAGACAAUGCAUUAAGGACAUUUGCACAAAACUGCAGAAAUAUUGAAGUAUUGAACCUAAAUGGCUGUACCAAGAUCACAGAUGCUACGUGUACGAGCCUCAGUAAGUUCUGCUUUAAACUCAGGCACCUUGAUUUGGCUUCCUGCACUUCCAUAACCAACCUGUCUCUGAAAGCGCUGAGCGAGGGAUGCCCACUGCUGGAACAGCUGUAUAUCUCCUGGUGCGACCAAGUGACUAAGGACGGCAUCCAGGCUCUGGUGAGAGGCUGUGGGGGACUCAAAGCCCUGUUUCUGAAAGGCUGCACGCAGCUUGAGGAUGAAGCUCUGAAAUACAUUGGUGCACAUUGUCCCGAGUUGGUGACUUUAAACCUUCAAACAUGCUUACAAAUAACAGAUGAUGGUCUCAUUACAAUAUGCAGAGGAUGCCACAAGUUACAAUCCUUGUGUGCUUCGGGCUGCUGUAACAUCACAGAUGCCAUCUUGAAUGCCCUGGGGCAGAACUGCCCACGGCUUAGAAUAUUAGAAGUUGCAAGGUGUUCUCAACUAACAGAUGUGGGCUUUACCACUCUAGCUAGGAACUGCCAUGAGCUUGAAAAAAUGGACCUGGAAGAGUGUGUCCAGAUAACAGACAGUACACUAAUCCAGCUUUCCAUACACUGUCCACGGCUUCAGGUUCUGAGUUUGUCCCACUGUGAGCUGAUCACGGACGAUGGGAUUCGUCACUUGGGAAACGGCGCCUGCGCACACGACCGCUUGGAGGUGAUCGAGCUGGACAACUGCCCUUUGAUCACGGACGCCUCCCUGGAGCACCUGAAAAGCUGCCACAGCUUGGAGAGGAUAGAACUGUACGACUGUCAGCAAAUCACACGGGCAGGGAUCAAGAGACUCAGGACCCAUUUACCCAAUAUUAAAGUCCAUGCCUACUUCGCGCCUGUGACUCCACCUCCUUCGGUCGGGGGCAGCAGACAACGCUUCUGCAGAUGUUGCAUCAUCCUAUGA
Balearica regulorum gibbericeps (East African grey crowned-crane) is the source of this 1269-nucleotide messenger RNA. NCBI's taxonomy places the organism in Eukaryota, Metazoa, Chordata, Aves, Gruiformes, Gruidae. The record is from RefSeq and is a predicted model, not a curated record.